CUCUCAGGCAUCUCCGUGUGUUUUUUUUUUAUACCGUCAGUUCUACUAGAGCAGUGUCGGGGUACUACCGGAGUGCCCGGGGCCGUGGACUUAUUUUACCCCCGGGUUUCGGAAUUGGACACCAACUAUCCCAGAUGAUGUACUUCUUUCUGCUACCUGUCGUGGCUCUCUUGCUGAGCAGAGAAACAGUGGUCUCCGGUAACAGUAACGACAAAUGGCUGAGCACCGGGGCUCAAUACACUAAGGACAGAUCCUGGAACAGAUUCAGAGAUGAAGCAGAGGAUGACUACUUCAAAAGCUGGGCUCCUGCCAAGUCUCUAGACCAAGAGCAAGAACCGGAGCCUGGCAGAUAUGGAGACCCUGUAGCCAAAACCCACUCUGGCUCUGCCAAGAAAACAGUACAAGAUGAUCCAGAUGCAACCAAGGAUCCCUGUCUGAAGGUACGAUGCCCUCCCCAUAAGGUGUGUGUAAGCCAUGACUACCAGACAGCCAUCUGCACCAAUCACAAGCAGCCAAGCCACAGUGUGAAAGCCAGGAAAGGCAGCUUAGGCCACCAGCACAGGGUGGAGGCUGGUGCUCAUGGGAAAUGUCGACUGUGUUCAGCUCUGCAGUCAAAUCCUGUGUGCGGAUCUGAUGGACACACGUACUCAUCCAAGUGUAAGCUGGAGUUCCAGAGCUGUCUGUCAGGAAAGAUGAUCUCAGUAAAAUGUGAUGGACUGUGUCCUUGUUUGCCUGGUCAGGAGCUCACCAAACCACCACACAAGACUGAGAAGGCUGCUUGCACUGAUGCAGAUCUCCACAGUCUGGCUGCCAGACUGAAGGAUUGGUUUGGAGUUCUUCACCUCGAUGCCAACAGAGACCUCAAAUCCUCUGACAGCUUUGACUCCACUGCUGGACACUUCGACACAAGUAUCUUGCCAAUCUGUAAGGACUCACUAGGCUGGAUGUUCAACAAGCUAGACAUGAACUUCGACCUCCUGCUGGACCAAUCAGAGCUGAGUGCCAUUUAUCUGGACAAGUACGAGCUGUGCAUGAAGCCCCUCUUCAACUCCUGUGACUCUUUCAAGGAUGGCAAGCUGUCAAACAAUGAGUGGUGCUACUGUUUUCAGAAACCUGAGGGAUUGCCCUGUCAAACGGAGAAGAGCAAGAUCCAGAAUCAGAGCCGAAGGAAGAGCCUCAUAGGCGCUUAUAUUCCUCGUUGUACUGAGGAGGGGUACUUCAAGCCGACCCAGUGUCAUGGCAGCACUGGUCAGUGUUGGUGUGUGGACAAAUAUGGCAACGAGAUUGCAGGAUCUAGAAAACAAGGCAACCCUAACUGUGAUGAGGACCAGGAGACAUCAGGGGACUUUGGGAGCGGCGGUGCAGUCAUUCUACUCGAUGACCAGGAGGAGGAGCCAUCACAGAGCGGGCGGAGCCGGCAGAAGAAGAGACGGGGCAGAAUCCACCCCCGAGGAGCCAUCGAGGAGGACGACGACGAAGACGACAAGGAUGACGAGAUGGGCUAUGUUUGGUAGCUCCGCCCCCUUUUCCUUUGCCAUCAGCUGACCAGGAAUCUCCGUUAACUCAGCACAGAUCUGAAGCCAUUCCAGUCUCCUCCAGUUUCCUUGGCAGCGGUCCCUCUUUUGGCUCCUGAACUUGCUCUUGUAAUCUCCGUCCCUUAUCCAAAUCUCUCUUCAGUGAACCUCACCCAACCUCUUCCUUUUCAAGUGUUUCACUCUUUCCUCAGACAGAAAAAUGAGAACCUAUUAGAUUUCAACAACAACUCUUGAACUACCACUAGAAUACUGAUCAAUUUGUCACUUUUGGCUUCUACCCUCCCCAAAUCUGCAAACUUAAACCUCUUCUAACAUGGACUCACAUCUCUGUUUUCUCUAUUAUCCCCUCCUCCUCUCCCUUAUUGUGUCUUUCUCCUCUGUACGUCCAUGUCAAAUCCUCUGAUCGACCUGUGAGCCCACACACAUUAGCUGAUGUAUUGGAUGUAAAUAUGUUUCCUCCAGGAAGGCCAGAUUGUGGAUUAACCUCCCGUUCUUCCAUCAGCAGUUCAUUCUCAUAUUCCAUGUCCCACCAUCGGGCUCCUUCCAGUGUUCUACAAUAUCUUCACAAGUCCCAGGCUCCGAGAUGCUCCCCAUAUCUGUCAUUUCAUGGAGGAUUGUAAAUUAUUUAAUCGUUGAUCUUGAAUGUCCCAGAAAGUCCAGGAAGCAAUGAGAUUAAUGAUGUAUUGUCGUUGUUGUUGCAUGUUUCUCAUCGUGUUUCUGUAAAAGAGAGAUUUACCUGGCCAGGUCUAGCUCUAUGCAUCUCAAACAGAAAGUGAUGCCUAUUUGGCUGCUACAAUACUUUGUUGCUAUGUUGAUGCUGUCUAGUGUCUUUUUGGUUCUUCUCCCAAUCUCAGGAGGUAGGAAGUCGCAUUGCAGAGUGAUAGCGGUGUAGAAAAGCGAACUACAAGGCCUGCGUCCAAAUCGACGGCGUCUCAGCCAGCUUUUCUUUUACUAAUUGGUCAGUAGGGCUGCUGAGGCUGUUUGACUGUGCAUGGACACUAGAGGAAGAUGCUUCUCCUGAGCUGGGAGGACACAUGAGGUCGGGGAGCAGAGAAGAGGCUCUGCUCUGCCUCCCAACAUUGGAUAUGUUCAGUGAUUUAAAAUUGAAAUCUUCACCAUGUCGACAAGUGAACUUUUAUUUGUAAGUUUGAAAAUUUAAGUAAAGUGACACUUUGGGUGUCUUUUGAACCUUA
Sphaeramia orbicularis (orbiculate cardinalfish) is the source of this 2728-nucleotide messenger RNA. It is a transcript of the gene spock1, whose product is annotated as SPARC (osteonectin), cwcv and kazal like domains proteoglycan 1. The record is from RefSeq and is a predicted model, not a curated record. The coding region runs from base 135 to 1514 and encodes 459 amino acids. Lineage: Eukaryota; Metazoa; Chordata; Actinopteri; Kurtiformes; Apogonidae. Gene Ontology annotation, molecular function: collagen binding; extracellular matrix binding; protein binding. Gene Ontology annotation, biological process: anatomical structure development. The transcript has 13 exons.